Messenger RNA from Monodelphis domestica (gray short-tailed opossum), 1012 nucleotides. RefSeq names its product exosome component 8 (gene EXOSC8). Gene Ontology annotation, cellular component: nuclear exosome (RNase complex); cytoplasmic exosome (RNase complex). The record is from RefSeq and is a predicted model, not a curated record. Lineage: Eukaryota; Metazoa; Chordata; Mammalia; Didelphimorphia; Didelphidae. Gene Ontology annotation, molecular function: mRNA 3'-UTR AU-rich region binding. Gene Ontology annotation, biological process: rRNA catabolic process; exonucleolytic trimming to generate mature 3'-end of 5.8S rRNA from tricistronic rRNA transcript (SSU-rRNA, 5.8S rRNA, LSU-rRNA); U5 snRNA 3'-end processing.
CUGUGUCGAAAGUGCGGAGGCGGAGCGGGCGCUGAAGGAGUAGUAGGGCGGAAGAACAGCGCGAUGCACGUGGGGAGCGUCGAACAUGGCGGCUGGAUUCAAAACAGUGGAACCACUGGAGUAUUAUAGGAGAUUUUUGAAAGAGAACUGCCGUCCAGAUGGAAGAGAGCUUGGAGAAUUCAGAACCACAACUGUCAAUAUAGGUUCAAUUACUACUGCAGAUGGUUCUGCUUUAGUGAAGCUGGGAAAUACAACAGUAAUUUGUGGAGUUAAAGGGGAGUUUGCAGCACCCCCAGUAGAUUCACUCAAUAAAGGUUAUAUUGUUCCAAAUGUGGAUCUACCACCUCUGUGUUCAUCAAGAUUUCGUUCUGGACCUCCUGGGGAAGAGGCCCAAGUGGCUAGUCAGUUCAUUGCAGAUGUGAUUGAAAAUUCACAGAUAAUACAGAAGGAAGAUUUGUGUAUUUCUCAUGGAAAGCUUGCAUGGGUUCUGUAUUGUGAUCUCAUAUGCCUUGACUAUGAUGGGAACAUCUUGGAUGCCUGCACAUUUGCUUUGUUAGCAGCUUUAAAAAAUGUACAACUGCCAGCAGUUAUUAUUAAUGAAGAAACUGGGUUAGCUGAAGUUAAUUUAAAAAAGAAAAGCCACUUGAAUAUUAGAACACAUCCAAUUGCCACAUCAUUUGCUAUAUUUGAUGAUACUUUACUUAUAGUUGACCCUACUGGAGAAGAGGAACAUCUGGCAACAGGAACCUUAACAGUCGUAAUGGAUGAAGAAGGCAAGCUUUGUUGUCUUCACAAACCAGGUGGAAGUGGGCUUACUGGAGCUAAACUUCAGGACUGUAUGAGUCGGGCAGUUACAAGACACAAAGAAGUAAAGAAAUUGAUGGAUGAAGUAAUUAAGAGUAUGAAACCAAAAUAAACAGCCAGCACAUAUUUUUCAAAAUUGAUUUGUAAAAAUUGUAUUUGUUACAGUGCUCACAAAUCUUUUAUACUAAAUAAACAAAUAUCAAUACUA